CGCCUUCUGCAGCUCCGAAUCAUCUACUCCCGCGAUGUCGUCGCAAGCGGACUACAAGGACCGGCAAUUCCUGGCCGUGAUAGGAGACGAGGAUUCCGUCACGGGGUUGCUCCUCGCAGGCAUCGGCCAUGUCACACCGCCGCCAGACAACCAGAAGAACUUUCUAGUAGUAGACUCGAAGACGGACAACGCUGCCAUUGAGGCGGCUUUUGAGAGGUUCACUACGGAGAGGAAGGACAUUGGGAUAGUCCUGAUCAAUCAACAUAUUGCCGACCGGAUACGAUAUCGAAUUGAUACUUACACGCAAGCAUUCCCAACCGUCCUCGAGAUCCCGAGCAAAGAUCAUCCCUAUGACCCAGAGAAAGACAGCGUUUUGCGGAGGGUCCGCCGGUUGUUUGGCGAGUAAGAAGGAUAUGCACGGGUUAUAUUGCAGUCUUCAUCCCACGUAGCCAGCCAGAUAUGGGCAGUCGUUGAAACUCAACGUCGUUUAUUCCAUUAGAACAAGCCCAAUGACCCCUUGUGCGGUCAAUAUGCUAUACCCAAGGACGAUUGUAGCACAGAAUAAAGCAGCAGAACUCCUCUCUCACCCAUGGCGCGAUCCCCGGUCCUCAGAAUGCCCUCGUGAUGCGGAUUAGGUACUAUCUUAACAUCGUUUCCCCU
This is a messenger RNA of Canariomyces notabilis, 660 nucleotides long. RefSeq names its product vacuolar ATP synthase. The transcript is spliced from 4 exons. Gene Ontology annotation, cellular component: fungal-type vacuole membrane; proton-transporting V-type ATPase, V1 domain. Gene Ontology annotation, biological process: proton transmembrane transport. The record is from RefSeq and is a predicted model, not a curated record. Bases 35 to 406 code for a protein of 123 amino acids. Lineage: Eukaryota; Fungi; Ascomycota; Sordariomycetes; Sordariales; Chaetomiaceae. Gene Ontology annotation, molecular function: proton-transporting ATPase activity, rotational mechanism.